Molecule: messenger RNA, 1694 nt
Organism: Rubroshorea leprosula
Lineage: Eukaryota; Viridiplantae; Streptophyta; Magnoliopsida; Malvales; Dipterocarpaceae
Source: the annotation of a GenBank genome assembly
CGAUUAUUAUGGGAAAGGCUGACAUAGAGAAUAUACUCAUGGUUAAAACAAUUCUGCGAUGGUUUCAACUGAUGUCGGGUCUACAAAUUAAUUUCAGCAAGAGCAGCAUUUAUGGAUAUAAUGUUCCAACGAGAUGGCUUGAAGGAUCAGCAAGUAUGUUGCGAUGUGGAGUUGGAAAAUCACCUUUUAUUUAUCUGGGAAUGCCUGUUGAUGGAAAUCCAGGGAAUAGGAAACUAUGGGAACCGGUGAUAAAAAAAUUUCGUGCUAAACUUGCUGUCUGGAAAGCUGCUUCGCUGUCCUUCGGUGGCCGCCUCACUUUGCUUAACUCGGAUUUGCGUAGGAAAAAUUGGGCACUAUUGGGGAAAUGGUGGCACAGAUUUGGGGAUGGGGUAGAGAGCCUGUGGAAAAGGGUACUAACAGAAAAAUAUUAUGAAGGCAAAUGGAAGGAGGUGGAUAUUAAGGCUAUUGGGAAUUGGAGAGUAUCUAAGCUUUGGAGAGAUAUUAUUAGUAUAGGAGGGCGAUCGAUGGGACUACAGAGUAUGUUGGUAGAGGGGUUUAGAUGGGAAGUGGGUGAAGGAAAUCGGGCGGGUUUUUGGAGAGAGUGGUGGAUAGGGGGGAAAAAUUUAAGGGAUCUAUACCCAAGGCUGUAUGCACUGUCUAUGAAUAAGGAGGGUAAUAUUUGUGAAAUGGGGGUAUGGGAAAAGGAAAAUUGGAGUUGGAAACUAGAAUGGAGGAGGGAGAGAAUAGGACGAGAGAAGGAUGAGGAGGAGGUGUUGUGGGAGAAGUUGGGUAAUUUGCAAUUAAAGAAGGGUGUUGAAGAUCGUUGGAGGUGGCUUCAUGAUCCAGAUGGUAGUUAUAUGGUGAAGAAGGCUUAUGAAUUUUUGGCCCCUUCGGAGGGUAUCUUAGAGGAUCAGUUGUGUAAGGUGAUUUGGUGUAGAUUAGUACCAUCCAAAGUGUCUUUCUUUGGAUGGCGUUUAUGUCUUGAUAAGCUUCCAACUAAGUGGAACAUUAGAAAGCAAGGAGUGCAUUUACAGGAAAAGGAAUUAAUGUGUGUUUUGUGCCAUAACAUGAUUGAGGAGGCUAACCAUUUAUUUAGUAUGUGUAAGGAAGCAUGGAUUUUGUGGACAGAGGUGCUGCAGUGGUGGAACAUGAAGACAGUAAUGCCAAAUACCGUACGAGGAGUAACAGACAUUUUUGUAUACGAUUUGGGUAGGGUAGUAGGGAAGGAGAUGGGUGCUUGUAUCUUUCUUGCUGUAUCAUGGUAUUUAUGGUAUUGGAGAAAUGGUAAGGUAUUUGACAAUGAAGCUAUCAACAGGGGAAGAUUACUAGAUAUGAUUCAAGCCAAAUCAUUUUUAUGGAUCAAGAAUAAGGUAAAUGGUUGUGCCUUUUCAUUUAAUGAAUGGAAGGUUAAUCCUGUAGCAUGUGCACUGUCAAUGAGAAGCCACAAACAAGCAAUGAAAUUGUUUCAUAAACAACAAAAAGAAGGCUACACUGCAGAACGGAGUGCAAGAUGAAAUUUGUCUAGGGCAUGAAGGCUUGAGCAAGUAUUUUACUGUAGCAUGUUAGUUAAGCUGUAGUAAAUACAUGCUCAACGAUUUUGAGUGUCAGUGGAUUUGAAAAGUGGAAGCUUUUUGAUGCUCAGAACAAGGAGUUUUGUAAAUCUGUAAAGGAGGACAUAAAUUCGACACAGGUAU